AUGACCUUCUUCCGCGCUCCAACUUCUUUUCUUCCACCUCUCUCUAUACUUUCCACCCAUACCACCACCUCUAUGCAAGAUGCCCUGCAAGACUUGAAGGAUCUAUAUUUCUCCGCCCCAGCACUUCCUCCGAAGAGGACGCGCUCAACAAAUGCUCGAACGGGACGCUUGAAUCAUAGCGAUGGCGUCCCGGACUCUGGUUAUGCCUCCGAAGAUGAUGAGGCGGAAGUGGAAGGUGAUUUAGAAAGUGAAGCUGAAGGCUGGAACCCCGACGUCCUGCGUUCCAACGAACUCGAACGAAAUUUUGCUAUCAAAUGGCUUACAGGUCUCAUAAAGCGAUCCGAUAUUUGGAUGCACGCACUUGAUGGGGUCCCAGAACAAGAAGAACAUAUGCGUCUAGUCGUUAUAGAGGAAGCAAGCAAGCUUCUUGCAUGUUUUUCCAGCGACAAUGAGCAGCAAGAGGAUGCUCUCACGCGACAAUUUAUGUUUCCUUUUGGUGAAGGAGGCGAGCCCAUCACGAUCGAGCUUAAUGAUGCUCCACUCACGCUUACGGAUCAUACUUCCGUUGGUCUGCAAAGUUGGGCGAGCGCUAUCAUUUUCACUGAACGUAUUUGUGCGAAUCCUGCUCGAUACAUGGACAUCCCACAAGGGGCUGCUCCCUUGCGCAUUCUCGAAUUAGGUGCAGGCACGGGACUUCUCAGCAUUGCCGCCGCACGGCUUCUCGAUCGCAUGAGAGUCGAUGCUACUGUUGUGGCAACAGACUAUCACUCUGCGGUCCUCGAUAACUUACUGCAGAAUGUGAAGACCAAUAAUGUCUCCGUUCAAAUCGACUUACUGGACUGGUCCAGACCACCUUCACUCGAGCCAUACGAUGUCAUCCUUGGUGCAGACGUGGUGUACCACCCUGAGCAUGCCAAGUGGAUCAAAAAUUGCGUGGAGAAGGCGUUGAAGAAGGGAGGGGUGUUCUGGUUGAUUAUCGCAAUGCGUUCGUCGGGGAGGCAUGAAGGCUUGUGGGAAACUGUGGAUGAUGCAUUUCCAGACGGGGGGUGUGACAUUCCGAGAAAUGAAGGAUGUGGUGGGGAAACGAAGCUGGCGGUGUUGCGAAAGGAGGAUGUGGGGCGUCGCGAGGGAAUUGGUCGUGCGGAUGAGAUGAGGUACAGAUUAUUUGAGAUACGUUGGCUCCCCUGUUGCUAUUACUGUUAA
This is a messenger RNA of Suillus bovinus, 1203 nucleotides long. Its product is annotated as S-adenosyl-L-methionine-dependent methyltransferase. The record is from RefSeq and is a predicted model, not a curated record. Lineage: Eukaryota; Fungi; Basidiomycota; Agaricomycetes; Boletales; Suillaceae. Bases 1 to 1203 code for a protein of 400 amino acids. The transcript has 2 exons.